Endocarpon pusillum Z07020 is the source of this 924-nucleotide messenger RNA. RefSeq lists its product as uncharacterized. The record is from RefSeq and is a predicted model, not a curated record. Bases 1 to 924 code for a protein of 307 amino acids. NCBI's taxonomy places the organism in Eukaryota, Fungi, Ascomycota, Eurotiomycetes, Verrucariales, Verrucariaceae. The transcript is spliced from 4 exons.
AUGUCUGGCGUCUCUUCAGAUCCCUCUUCUCAUCGAGUUUGGUCCGGCGUGAUUAAUGCAGUGGGCAGCACUGUGAUUCAGGGUGAUACCACUGCCGGAAGGGAUGUUAUCAAUCUGACAUUGAACUCCUUUUUGCCUAGUGCUGAGGCCUUCUAUAACCUUUGCCAAUCCUCGGAUGACGCUUUUAAGGACGUCGCCGGAGAAUUGAAAGACCUACUAUCUGGGUUUGAACAAGCAGAAGGCUUCCUCAAUAAUGGCCACUUGGACCAAGCUCAGCAGGACGUCCUUGCAAGGCACCUGUCCCAGAGUCGCAAGAUUGUUGAAGGUCUGCAGCAGUUGAAAUCUGGCUUGGACGCAUCGAACAUGCUUCCUACAGAACUAGUGAAUCGAGGCUUGUUGCAACGGCUUGCAGAAUUGAUGAACAAACUUAGACCGCGAGUGGCUAGUAUCAACUACUUUAACACAACAAUUUCAUCUCAGGCUCACCUGGGACAAUUGAUACGCCGGACGAUCGAAGAGCAUUUCCCAGUCGAUGACCAACAGUCAGUGCACACUUUCUGGACUGCACAAUCACAAACAAGUGAAGAGAUGGAGUCUUGGCGUCAGCUGCGGAAAAAGCUUCGGGAUCUGUGCUCAGGUGAUCCGUCACAACUCAAAACCAACCAGACCCGUGUUCUGAUGAUCUUACGCCAAUACUAUUCGGGUGAUGUAUUGACUGAUUCUUUCUUCCAAGAUGAAAUUGAAGGUAUCGAGGAUUCUGAUGAGGACAACUUGACAUCAAGAGAUGCGAGUCCGUGUCGUGAUGGAUUGCAUGACGCCGUUGGCAUGAAAUUCGCCUUAUGGACGAAAGAAAGGGUAAGAAAGAGGCCAACAAGGCUGGGUUUCUUUAUCUGGGCCAUGCUCCAAACGCAGUUAGCUGCAUAA